Messenger RNA from Bombyx mandarina (wild silkworm), 1699 nucleotides. RefSeq lists its product as uncharacterized. The record is from RefSeq and is a predicted model, not a curated record. Gene Ontology annotation, molecular function: protein binding. Lineage: Eukaryota; Metazoa; Arthropoda; Insecta; Lepidoptera; Bombycidae.
AUGUCGACCCGGCAGAAUUGUAUCUUAUUACCAUUUUUAUGUUUAUGUUUGUCAAUUUUAUUAUUUCCAGUGUUACAACUAUGCCGAGCUGAGAUAUCGGACUCCAUGCCAGAUCCUUGGUAUUCGGCAAAUGUCAUUAAUGAUGGAUUUCAACCGAAGCCAAUUUCGGAAAUAUUUUCUACCGAAUCCACGUUUUCGUCUACAAAUCCUAUUAUUGUUUUACCAAAGGCAUCAAGUUCACCUCAAGAAGGGACUAGUCUUUUAACGACAUUGGCUCCAUCGACUUUGAAAGUUUCAAGUGCUGGUACUACAGGAGAUUUAACGGAAACACUAUCUAUGAUAUCAACGACACCAUCAACUCCACUAUAUUCAACAGAAGAAACACCACAACGCAAUCCGAUCUCAUUUCAAGUACAAACCGAAAUACAACAAUCCCCCAUUUUGGAAUUAAUACAGUCAGUUCAACCUAUUCAGCCAUUGCUACCAUCCGCGUCUCCGGAGCAACCGAUUCAACAAACACAAACAGCAGACCCACUCCUGCCAGGAGUACAAUCUAUUCAAACGACUUUGCCCCAAGUUAACACUGUUUCGACAGGAGUACCUAUUCAACCAACUGAACAAACUCAAACGCAGACCCGUCCUUCGCAAGCUCAAACUCAAAAUCAACAAAUUCGCUUAGAAAUAGUGCCCCAAAAUCAGCCUAUUGUUAAUCAACCAGCACCAACUAGGUUCCAGUCAGAACAACCUUCGACUCAACAACCAAAUUUACAAUUUUCAUCUGUCACACCUUCGUCUAACUACUUUCUUAUUUACCAGCAGGCUCCCCAAAACAUACAAAAUUAUCCACCUCAACAGCAAGUUGCGCCUUUUGUAAGCAAUCAAAACCCAUCGUCUACAAUUCCGACAACAACACUUUCCCCUACCACACAACCAUUACCACAAGUAACAGUUCAAACAGUGUCUUCGAAAGUUCCCGAAACACUAACAUCAACAAACGCGUUUGAAACAGUUUCGACGACAGCCAAAUUAGUGGCAUCAACAGCACGCACCAUUGUUACGACUUCUAAUUACCGAGCUACACAAGGUUUCAACCGAAAAUUGGGAACACCUACUGCUAUAGUUCAAAGACCGCCUUUAUUCCCAUGGAUGAUCCGCGUUGUAGCCCCAGUUGGAUCGAUCACAAAUGUGAAGAUAAAUCCCACAAGCACGACAAGAAGACCCACUACGACCCGAACCCGAAAGUCAAAGCCUAAACGCAAUAGAUAUGAUGUUUGCAUCGAUUCGUGCAAAGGAAAGAAAGAACCUAUUUGUGGUGUGCCCAUUUCUGGCGGACACAUAGACCCGAGGACUCUCAAGGGUUUCCCGUCCGUAUGUCACAUGGCUUGCCACAAUUCCUUUAGGAAAGAUACAUACGAAAAAUUGAUAGACGGCAGAUGCGGAAAGCUACGUUCACGAAUUCGAAUUGUAGAAUCUAACAAGAGACUGAAGAGGCCGGAAUUGAAAAAGGCCGAGUACAUUGUGGAAAAUGUCGGUCCGAAGACCAUCUUUGAGUUUACAGGCUUAGUUUAGUCUAUCUGAAAAUAUUUUUCAGUAUGUUCGGUUUGUUAAAGAAACAACGGGACAAUAAUUAGCAUUUAAUUACACAAAAUAAAACCAGUUCAGUUUUAGAGGUCCUUUCCUGUAUAUACACGAGGAAGAU